Messenger RNA from Puccinia triticina, 252 nucleotides. RefSeq lists its product as uncharacterized. NCBI's taxonomy places the organism in Eukaryota, Fungi, Basidiomycota, Pucciniomycetes, Pucciniales, Pucciniaceae. The coding region runs from base 1 to 252 and encodes 83 amino acids. The transcript is spliced from 3 exons. The record is from RefSeq and is a predicted model, not a curated record.
AUGUCCCUGCGCGGCCUCAGCCCGACCAACAUGCAACCUGAACCAACCCUUCGCUACAGCUACGACUGUCCAAUCUGGAAGAACUGUGCCACCCUUCGCUCUGGCUCUAUCCCCGCCAAUACUACUCCUCCUCCUACUGGCCAUGUGAACGGCUCCGGAAUCGGCGGGAGCUUCGAGAUCAUGAACAUCAACACCCUCAAUACUGCUAUUUUCCCCAACUUCAACCAGAUCAAUCAGCAGGACGCGCUCUAG